AAGUGUUGGUCGCACACUCCUCUGCGCUGGCGCUACUAGACUGGUGUAUAUACAUAGCUGUACCCGUUAACGUUUUCUCCAUUUUCCCGCCAUUACUCCUGAUCUCUGUUCCUCAACUGAGAAAAUCAUGGUGCGAGAAAAUCAUGCGGAGAAAGCCCUAACCUUCCUUCGGAGCAGACUCUGUAACCCUAGUUACGUCUUCAGACCUCUCUCUGAUUCUCCCGAUAGCAACUACAGCAAGCUGAAGUUCAUAAUAUCAAGUUCAGUUACUGAGACCUGUAACAACUCAAUCCUACUACUUGGUCCCCGUGGUUCUGGGAAAAUUGCGGUGUUGGAGCUUGUUCUUACAGAUUUAUUGCAAGAAUAUCCUGAAAUGAUAUCAGUGAUUAGAUUGAAUGGAUAUCUGCAUAGCGAUGACAAUUGCGCACUCAAGGAAAUUGCUAAACAAUUGUGCAUGGAGCAUCAAUUGUCAUUCUCAAAAAUGGCAUCAUUUGAUGAUAACUCUCAAUUCAUGAUAGCUAUGUUACGUGAGUGUGGAUUAGCACAUAAGACAAUCAUUUUUGUACUAGAUGAAUUUGACCUUUUUGCUCAGGGAAAACAGCGAUUGCUUUAUAGCUUGCUGGAUGCAAUGCAAUCUGUGACUUCACAAGCUGUUGUCAUCGGUAUCAGUUGCCGGCUAGAUGCUGAUCAGCUCUUGGAAAAGAGAGUAAGAUCUCGUUUUUCACAUAGAAAGCUGUUGUUUCUUCCUCCAUCAGAGGAUGAUCUGCAGAGAUUGUUGGAUCACAUUUUAUCUUUGCCAACAGACUCGAGCCUUCCCAAAGACUAUGCUGUUAAAUUCAAUGCAAACAUACAUAAUCUUUUAGCAGAUGAGAGGUUCAAAGAGAUCCUUAGAACAUUGUCAAAUUUUGAUUCCUCUGUCAGCCAUUUGUUGAGGUUUCUAUUUUGUGCUGUUUCUUUUAUGGAUUUGGAGUCUGGGUUUCUUUCACUGGAGAACUUUAAAACUGCACUUUCAAGCGUUCAAAGGCAGCCGAAGCUAGAAUCUUUACAAGAUUGCUCCGUCUUAGAGCUCUAUAUUCUGGUGUGUAUGAAGAAACUGGAAGUUAAAGAGCAGAACUCAUACAACUUCAUAUCUGUAAUGAAAGAAUACAAAGCCAUACAUGAUUCCUACCAGACAUGUGAUUUCUAUGCAGAGACUGUGUGCUUACGGGCAUUUGAACAUCUUCUACAACGGGAAUUGAUCUGCUAUGUGGGCAAUGUGGGACGCAAUCAGUCUAUUGAAUUUUGUCCUGUGAAGCUACUUAUUUCGGCCAAUGAACUGCAUCAUGGGUUGAAAUCAAAUCGAUGUUGCCCUGCCAUUCUUCAGAAAUUAGUUGAUCGUGAAAACUAAAACAGAUCAACGUACUCAGAGCAAACCGGACUGUGUCUUACCUUCCACAGUGGACGCACCCACCCCGCAAGCCCUGUUGUAAUCAUUUUUUUUUUCCUUCUGUAAUUAUGCUUGAAUCUUCACCUGAAUUAAUGAUUAUAUUUAUAUGACUGAGAAUUGUGUUCACCUUGUGGUGUGCUUUGCAGUUUGUACCAUUGUAGAAUUAAUAAAUUGCCAUGUUGGCCCCCCCUUUAAUUUGGUCUCUUUUUUUUGCACCAGUUGUGGAAAUCCAAGUCCGGAUUAAAGGCUUCCAUCAAUACAAUACACUCAUAUUAAUAGAUAAUAUUUAGAAACAUAAA
Messenger RNA from Malania oleifera, 1725 nucleotides. RefSeq names its product origin of replication complex subunit 4. NCBI's taxonomy places the organism in Eukaryota, Viridiplantae, Streptophyta, Magnoliopsida, Santalales, Ximeniaceae. Gene Ontology annotation, biological process: DNA replication; DNA replication initiation. Bases 128 to 1387 code for a protein of 419 amino acids. Gene Ontology annotation, molecular function: ATP binding; DNA replication origin binding; ATP hydrolysis activity. The record is from RefSeq and is a predicted model, not a curated record. Gene Ontology annotation, cellular component: nucleus; nuclear origin of replication recognition complex. The transcript has 16 exons.